This is a messenger RNA of Malania oleifera, 4094 nucleotides long. Its product is annotated as mitogen-activated protein kinase kinase kinase YODA-like. The record is from RefSeq and is a predicted model, not a curated record. NCBI's taxonomy places the organism in Eukaryota, Viridiplantae, Streptophyta, Magnoliopsida, Santalales, Ximeniaceae. Gene Ontology annotation, biological process: protein phosphorylation. Bases 672 to 3362 code for a protein of 896 amino acids. Gene Ontology annotation, molecular function: ATP binding; protein kinase activity. The transcript has 13 exons.
ACUCCAUGUCUUAGCUCAGACUUCAGAGUCUUCGCUUCUCUUUCUCUCUCUUCUUUUCUUCGACUCUCUCUCUCUCUCUCUGCACGCGAUCUCUUCGGUUUCGAGUUGUUCUCUCCAUUUGCGCAAGCGGGACACUGCGAUUCGAGAGGAUAAACGCUAAGCGCUGGAUUUGUGAGUACUAUAGUCGGUUCAGUGGAAGUUCGUAGAUUCAAGCGGGAUUCUUCAAUCUUUCUUCUCUAGAAUGUGGUACUUCGCAUAUUGAUCACUGCUGGUACUAAUUUGAGGAGAGCGCUGUUUGGAGUGAUUUUGAAGCGAGGAUUUGGAGAAGUCUAAAUCCUUGCACAUGUUUGUAAGAGUCAACAUUGUGUUGAUGAAUGUUGAACUUUGGGAUUUUCAUGAAUAACUGCUGAUGAAGCAUUCUUUAACAGGGUUUUAAUUGUGUCCGUUGUUCAAAAAAUUGAUAGCAGUGGCAGUUCAUAUUCUUCUUCAUAGAAGAAUGAUACUCUUGGGAUUUGGGUGGAACAAUUGAAGCUUGAAAGGGUUGUAAAUGCUACAGUUGUUGUUUGUUAUCACAUUCGUUUGCAGUGUUAUCCUAUAAUCUUUAAUCCUGAAGAAUGGAUUGAAUUUAGAAAUCAUUGCUCAUUGAAUCUGUAGACUUGCAAAACUAAAAUAUGCCUUCAUGGUGGGGGAAGUCAUCAUCCAAGGAAGCAAAGAAGAAAACUAGCAAGGAAAGUUUCUUUGACACAUUACAUCGAAGAUUCAAGAUUCCAUCUGAUGGUAGGCUGAACAGUAGAUCAGCCACAUCUCGAAGACAUUGCAGUGACACAAUCUCAGAGAAGGGGAUCCAAUCCCAAGCAGAGUCAAGAUCACCAUCGCCUUCAAAACAAGUAUCAAGGUGCCAAAGUUUUGCUGAAAGACCCCGUGCUCAACCUCUACCACUUCCUGGUCUAAGCCCUGCAAGUGUAGGCCGCACUGAUUCUGGAAUCAGUUUGUCAACAAAACCACGAUUAGAGAAGGGCUCAAAGUCGUCAUUGUUUCUGCCUCUGCCUAGGCCUGUAUGCAUCCGUGGCAGGCGACAUCCUAGUGAUUUAGAUGGUGAUUUGGCAACUGCUUCUGUUUCUAGUGGAAGCUCCAUUGAAAGCGAUGAUCCUGUUGACUCACAUCAACGAAGUCCCAAAGAAGCUGACUAUGACAAUGGGAGUAAAACUGCAGCAAGCAGUCCUUCCAGUGCAAUGCUCAAGGACCAAUCUUCUACUAUCACACAAUUUAACCCAGGAGAAGUGCAAAAGCCGCCUAAUUUGUUAUCCAGUAAUCAUAGCUCCCAUGCAUCUCCCAAACGAAGACCUUUGCGUGGACAUGUGCCAAAUCUGCAGGUUCCACCCCUUGGUGCUUUCUGCAGUGCUCCAGACAGCUCAAUGUCGAGUCCCUCUAGAAGUCCAAUGAGAGCAUUUGGCAAUGAGCAAAUAAUGAACUCAACUUUUUGGGCAGGAAAGCCUUACCCAGAUGUUAAUUUACUUGGAUCUGGCCAUUGCUCCAGUCCAGGUUCAGGAUACAAUUCUGGGCACAAUUCGAUGGGAGGUGACAUGUCAGGACCAUUAUUAUGGCAACACAGCAGGGGUAGCCCAGAGUAUUCUCCUAUACCUAGUCCUAGAAUGACUAGCCCAGGUCCCAGCUCCAGAAUCCAGAGUGGUGCUGUUACUCCUCUUCAUCCCAGAGCUGGAGGUGCAGCCACAGAUUCACAAACAAGUUGGCCUGAUGAUGGGAAACAGCAGAGUCAUCGGUUACCCCUUCCUCCUGUAACAAUUUCAAACUCUUCUCCUUUCUCUCAUUCAAACUCAGCUGCAAAUUCACCCUCGGUACCCCGAAGUCCAGGAAGAGCAGAGAAUCCAGCAAGCCCUGGUUCAUGCUGGAAAAAGGGGAAAUUGCUGGGUAGAGGCACAUUUGGACAUGUUUAUGUUGGUUUUAAUAGUGGAAGUGGUGAGAUGUGUGCAAUGAAGGAGGUUGCAUUAUGUUCUGAUGAUGCAAAGUCAAAGGAAAGUGCGAAGCAGCUUGGGCAAGAAAUUACUCUACUGAGCCGCUUACGGCACCCCAACAUUGUGCAGUAUUAUGGAUCUGAAACGGUCGGUGACAAACUUUAUAUAUACUUGGAGUAUGUAUCUGGCGGCUCAAUCUAUAAACUUCUUCAAGAUUAUGGACAAUUUGGUGAACCAGUGAUUCGUAGUUAUACUCAACAAAUACUAUCGGGGCUUGCAUAUUUGCAUGCUAAAAAUACUGUUCAUAGGGAUAUUAAAGGAGCUAAUAUACUUGUGGACCCGAAUGGCCGUGUCAAAUUGGCUGAUUUCGGAAUGGCAAAGCAUAUUACUGGGCAGUCAUGCCCAUUAUCAUUCAAAGGAAGCCCUUACUGGAUGGCGCCUGAGGUUAUAAAAAACUCAAAUGGUUGCAACCUUGCUGUGGAUAUAUGGAGCCUGGGAUGCACAGUUUUGGAAAUGGCGACAACAAAACCACCUUGGAGCCAGUUUGAGGGGGUUGCUGCUAUGUUUAAGAUUGGUAAUAGUAAGGAACUUCCAGCUAUUCCUGAUCACAUCUCAGAUGAUGGAAAGGAUUUUGUUAGGCAGUGUUUGCAGCGCAAUCCGAUACAUCGUCCUACGGCUGCUAAGCUUUUGGAGCACCCUUUUGUAAAAAAUGCUGCACCUUUGGAAAGACCUAUUCCUGGCCUGGGUCCUUCAGAUGCAUUUCCUGCAGUUACAAAUGGAGUGAAAUCUAUGGGCAUUGGACAUGCAAGAGAUUUUUCCUCCUUGGAUUUAGAAAGACUGGCAAUCCACUCAUCUAGAGUUUCAAAAACUGGUGCAAUUUCCAGUGAUACCUAUGGUCUGAGGUACAUAUCAUGCCCAGUAUCUCCGAUUGGGAGUCCUCUUUUACAUGCACGGUCACAACAACUAAAUGGAAGAUUGUCUCCUCCUCCGAUAUCUAGCCCACUUGCCACUUCAGGCUCAUCCACGCCUCUUACAGGGGGCAAUGGUGCGAUCCCAUUUCCUCACUUGAAACAGUCAGUUUAUUUGCAAGAUGGUUUUGGAAAUAUGCCGAAGCCCCUAAAUGGUAUCUACAUCAAUGGUUCCUCCUAUCAUGAUCCAAAUCAAGACAUUUUUCGAGCAAUGCAGCCAGGAUCUCACAACAUGAGAGAUAUGGUGUCCUCAGAAAGUGGAAGGCAGUUUGGAAAGUCUGCUAAUGGGGAAUUGUGUGAUGGACAAUCAGUCUUGGUUGAUCGUGUUUCUCAGCAGCUCUUAAGAGAUCGUGUGAGGUUGAACCCAUCGCUGGAUCUUAGCCCCAGCUCCCUGUUGCCCAGCCGCUCAAAUUGUAUAUAACUUCAUGCCUCCCCAUACCCUCCCCAGAACAAACUCUCAACUUCCAUCAAGUGAUUCAUCUGAUUCUACUUACAAACUUAUUUGAUACAUGAACUUCCAUGGAAGCUGUUGUUCAACGGAGGGCCAGGCAGAAGAGAGUGAUGAUUUUUAAGCUGAAGUGGCUGGCACCAACUUCCGGUUCUACCAAUUGCAGCAUUAAGCUCUUUGUGCAGUCAGCAAGCUAAGCUGUCGUAAAGAAAUCGAUACUUCAUGUUGGAUGUUUGGCCUGACCUACUGCCUAUGCACUCGGGUGAAGCUCGCCUAAUGCUCGAACACAUGAAGGGUUUAAAGCCCGGGAGGCUUCUGAUGAUCCUUUAAAUGGCAGCUCCACAGGGUAAAGACACUUGUUGUAGCAGGGAAGAACUGUAUAUUUUUUAGGUCAUCUUACAAGGGGGAAAAAAAAGUUCAAAAUGUUAAUUAGACUUCGGACUUCUUUUUUUUUUUUAGAUAUUUUUUGGUUGAGGUUGCUGUAUAGGGAAUGGUGAAGCCUUGUCGGGGUUUAAGUUUUGUUGAUGAGGCUGGGCUGGGGGCUAUUUGAAGAGCCUGCUGCACAUUUGUUUUGUUGCAAGAGUUGAUGCCUGCUCAAAGUGUAAUUGUGACUUUCAUACUUUGCAUCUUAUUGUUUUAUGUACAUUACCACCGCUUCAUUAAAUUGAAUCAAGAAAGACCUGGCAAUCCAUGAAACUGAAGAAA